AUGCACAAGAGAAAAAGGACUGAGGAGAAUGCGAAGUGCGGCAAACAGGAUUCUGUGGACAAAUCACCUCAUUCAAACCGACGUUUUCAGGCAUUUAUUAACCGUUGGAGGGAGGACGUUGCGCAGCCUUCAGCCGUACAGCGCCCCUCUUCCAUGCGUCCCUUAUGCCCACUGCCAACUAUACUGAGGGUUUUAGAUCCUUGUCAGACCCAUCCCUCUGGCGGGAUUCCUGAGAAGCAAACAGACAGCGCAAAGCUAGCUUGUCAUGAGACUUCAAGAGGCACUGGGGUCGUUUAUGACGAGUAUAUGCUCCAGCAUGUUUCUCCCGACCCACGUGAACUCGAACGACCGUCUCGGCUUCAGCGAACCAUAGCGCAUCUCACUGCCGUGGGCCUCUUGGAGAGGUGCGUGCGGGUUGAAGCUAAAAAGGCUACAACGAGGGACCUACGUCGUGUUCACACAAGAGAGCACAUUGAUUAUGUUGACCAGUUGGAUUUUUUCAUGCAAUUUAAGGACCAUAGAUCGAUGAGCGUUGGGCAGGAUCUCUACGCCUGCGAAAGCACCUCCAAAGUAGCUCGUAUGGGGGCGGGCUCGGUCGUAGAGGCAGCGCUUGCCGUUGCCGAAGGGCGAGUCCAGAAUGCUUUUGCAUUCGUGCGCCCGCCAGGCCACCACGCUUGCGCGGAGUUGCCAUCUGGGUUCUGUUUCUUUAACAACGUUGCGGUCGCCGCCCGCGCGGUUCAAGAAAAGCUUUCCGUUGAUUCAAGGCAUCUGAAAGGAGAUAAGCCGCAUGUUCUCAUCCUCGAUUGGGACGUGCACCAUUGUGAUGGAACUGAGUCGAUUUUCUACGAGAAUCCAUCCAUCAUGGUCAUUUCCAUCCACCAAUACGGUAAGAAGCGUGGUCAUGUUCUGCGCAAACCACCCUCUCGUGCAGCACCUGAAACGAGCAUAGCGGGCCAAGCGCCACAAGAGCCUACAUCUGAGCUUAGCGUUGAGGCGUUAGGAAUGCUCCUGCCCACCGAUGAGGAGAUAAAAACAUUGAAUGGGGGAUGUGUGGACUUACGUGCCGUUCCGGAGACUGACACAAUGCCGUCAGGUGCUCCUGAAAAAAGGCAGCAUAAAGUGGUUGAUUACAACCAGUUGGCUGUGGAUUUGGUGGCAAGCGACGGCGAGGCUGCAGCCAUGUUCGGAGUGAAUUUGUCCAGCUCGUCCGCCACCAGUUCGCGAACAACGUCAACAGAUAGCGCCAGGGGAAGUAGUGCAGACUUGAGGGGCAACCCUGCGUGGCGGCACGCCGGUGAUACUGAGGGGCUUUCACUUGACAGCGAAGUUGAUUCCUCCGGGUUUGCUUCAGGUGAAGAACCUUUCUACCCUGGUACAGGCCAUCUUAACCGCGUUGGGGGUGAGCAUAUCAUUGCGGCACGGGGACGCAAUCUGAACAUUCCGUGGCCCACUCACGGCAUGGGCGACUUGGAGUAUCUUCAUGUUCUAAAUGAAGUCGUAGUCCCUGCCAUGGCUGAAUUUGACCCCCAAGUUGUUUUUAUUAGCUGCGGUUUUGACAGCGCCGCUGGCGAUUUGCUUGGUUCGAUGAACCUUACCCCUUCGGGCUACUACAUGAUGACCAAACUCAUAAGUAGGCACUGUCCGCGCCUAGUGGUGGCCCUGGAGGGCGGCUAUCACGUGUCCAAUAUCGCCCUCUGUUCAGAGGCUGUUCUGCGGGCACUUCUCGAAGACUCUUCGUGCGGCGGUGACGCUCCCCCUUUACCCCGCACACGCAUGCUCUUGGCUCAAAGCAGCUACUUAAUCGAGUCGAUAAAGGAACAGCACAAGGAAUUUCUGAAGUGUUUUCAGUAA
Messenger RNA from Phytomonas sp. EM1, 1851 nucleotides. Lineage: Eukaryota; Euglenozoa; Kinetoplastea; Trypanosomatida; Trypanosomatidae. The record is from the annotation of a GenBank genome assembly.